UGAAAACAAAAAUUCACUGGAACUGAAUCCUGAUUCUGUGAGCGUUUUGAUGCGAUAAUGCAUUGACACACAUCCAGAUUUCGAAUUCGAAGACGAAGACGAAGGCGAAGGCGAUUCUGUCUAUUUGAUGUCGAUUGAUGCUUGUUAGAGAUUGAAAACUUGGAAAUCUGGCUUCGGACUUUGUUGUUCUAAUCUGAAGAGAGGAGAUCAGGAAGCGGCCAUGGAUGACGGAGAUGAGAUGGAUUCGCUGUUCGAGGGGAUGGUUCUGUUCACGCCGUCUCAAUUCUCCAAUCUCAAUGAUAAUACGGUGAAAUCGCCUGAGAUUUUUCUGCCGCGAUCUGAAGUUAAUGGAACUGCGACGGCGCCGGCGCCCCCGCAAGACGCGGCGUCAUCACCGGAGAUUGCAACGGAGGCGGUGGAGCCGCUUGAUGAAAAUAUGUUCUCCGAUCUAACGAUCGUGAGUCCUGUUAAAAACCUAGCGGAAUCGACCGAUCCAGUUCCUCAUCUGUCUUCGUCUUCUUCCUCUUCUCCGUAUGUUAAUACUGCAAGUCACGGCGCCACGGCCGAGACGGCUAUGGCGAAGACGUCGAAAGUUACUAGUUUUGGGCGUCAGGUUUCGCGGAAGAAGAAGAGAGCUGCAGGGCUACGAAUCGGAUACGGCAGACACGAAAAUAGCAAUCUCGACGAAGAGGAAGAUGAUUCCGUCAGUCAAUCAUCGGAUUCCAUCAGUCAACCAUUGGAUUCCGUUAGUCAACCAUUGGAUUCCGUUAGUCAACCGCUUGAUUCUGUCGACCAACAUUCGGAUUCUGCCGUUGGUAUCUCGAUGUUAGAAUUGGUGAAGGCUCAGAUCUCCGAGAAGCUUAGCCGUGCUCGUGAGUUGGCCGCUUCGGUGACUAUUGCUCGUAAGGAUGCAAUCAGGAGGAGAAGACAAGCUUCUGAGGAUCUGCGCUUGGCCUCGACGAAGCACGUUGAGCUAGAGAAGCAGCUUGAGGAAGCCAUUGAAGCGGAGGAUUUUGAAUCGGCCGAGAGGAUUAGCGAGAGUCUUGCCGCUGCGGACAGAGACAGGCAGAAUCUGAUGGUGUUGCUUCGUGAAGCGGAGUCUCGCUGUGACGCUCUAGAUUCGAAGAUGAAGGAGGUUCUUCUCUCCCAGAUCACAGCUGAAGAAGAAUCCGCCACUCUGCUUCGCGUGUUUUCUACGGAUGCUGAAAAGGAUGCGGAUUCACUUCUGGAGAAGAUUGAGGCAUUCUCUUCAAAGGAAAUGGAAAAAUGGCAUUCUUCCAUUGAAGAUGUGGAGGUCCGGAAGAUCGAAUUGGAUAUUGAAUCUGUUAUAGUGGAUAAUGUUCGCUUGUCUUUGAACGGUUCACUCGAGGAAUCAGUUGAGCAAGAAAUGAGGGAAAAGGAUUCCCUAUGCAAGAAGAAAGAAAAAUUGGCUGAUGAACUUCAGGAGCUACUUGCAUUGGUGAGGGCAAAGGAGAAGGAGAUUGAAGAGAAUGAUAUCCAAAUCAAGGAACUUGAAAAACGAAUUGACAGUGUGGUCUCUGACUGCGGGGGAUUGCAAACAAGCAUCGCUGCGAAGUUUGAAGAUUUGCAAGCUGGUCUUUCUCAAGUUGAUAGGGAAAGCGAAGCUCUUUCUAGAAAGAAGAAAGACACUGACGAGUUCAUAGCCUCGGAGAAGGAAAGAGGAGCUAAACUUCGAGAUCUUUCCAGGGUUUCAGCAGAUGAAGCAAAUGAAUUCGAAAAGGUUAUUGAAUUGCGGAAAUCUCUAAUAUCAUACGCUUCAAAGGCUAGAGAGGACAGAGCGAAAUUGGUAAAGACAGAAGAAAAGCUCUGCGAGGAAGUGCAGAUGCUGCAGAAGGAGGUCUCCAGUACUCGGGAGUUAUUAAAGGAACUGUCUUCUAAAAAGUCGAUCAUCCAACAAAACAUCGCAUCGUUCAAGGAGAAGAUGUUGUUCAUAGAGAAAAGGAUUCCAGAGCUCGAAGCCGAGAAGAAAGUUGCUGCUGCGGCGAGGAAUUUCAAGGAGGCAGGUAGAAUAGCGGCAGAGGCGAAGUCCUUGAGCUUAGAGAAGGAAAACAUACAGACCGAAACUGGAAAAUCCAACUCCGAACUCGAGAAAUACGAGAACAAGAUAGAAGAAACCAUUGAAAGGUUAAAAGAGACGGAGAGGCUGAUUUUAUUGAAAGAGAAAGAAGUGGCUUUCACUAGGUUCCAGAGGUUACGGAUAGAUGCAGGCGCUGCUAAAGCCGAGAGAUCAGCGGCUCUCGAGCUCGGAGACCCUGAAGAAGCUGACCUUUUACUCGGGGAAGCUCGGGAAGCAGAAUCCGAGGCAGAGAAGCUUAAAAGGGCGUGUGAUCUUAAAGCGGAAGAAGCGGAAUUCGGACAAGAGUCGGAAAGUUUCAUCUCGAUGGAACUCAUAGCCAGUCUUGGUCUGAAGCAGUUAGAAGAACUGGCGGCAUCUGUUGUUGUUGGUGUUGAUCUCCCUGUGUCCAAACCUUAAAAGACCAUUGUAUGUUUUUUCUCUUCUUCUACUUGUAUUGCAAUUAUGUUGUAUUUCUUUUUUUCAAAAAUCAAGUUUCUUUUAUUUA
Molecule: messenger RNA, 2582 nt
Organism: Tarenaya hassleriana
Lineage: Eukaryota; Viridiplantae; Streptophyta; Magnoliopsida; Brassicales; Cleomaceae
Product: coiled-coil domain-containing protein 39
Exons: 3
Coding region: 221-2494 (757 amino acids)
Source: RefSeq, a predicted model, not a curated record